AUGCCGGACGACUCGGAGAUUGUGAACGGAUCCGGAUGCUGCGCUCGUCUUUUGGAAGUCCUCGGAUGCGGCCGAACUAUCGCGGAGGAGCCUCCGGUGUGCGACGAGUUCAUGCCCACGAUCGACGACGCCAUCGAUGCGGUGGUGGCAAUUUUGGCCGAGCUCAGGGACUACAAGCAGAAGGCAGAAGCCUCUUCGGAUGACCAAGGCGUCGUCGAUACCGCGGUCCGCCCUCCCGACCCGCCGACGGCCCCGAACCCAAGCACCGGUACCCACAUCAACAAAUCGUCGAGUGAUCCAUCGGGCGGACUUGACGACGAUGUGCACAACAACGAGAAGGCGCAGCAAAUUCCUCCCAAAUUGGCGGCCCCGAACCCAAGCACCGGUACCCACAUCAACAAAUCGUCGAGUGAUCCAUCGGGCGGACUUGACGACGAUGUGCACAACAACGAGAAGGCGCAGCAAAUUCCUCCCAAAUUGGCGGCCCCGAACCCAAGCACCGGUACCCACAUCAACAAAUCGUCGAGUGAUCCAUCGGGCGGACUUGACGACGAUGUGCACAACAACGAGAAGGCGCUGCACGAGCCUCCCAAAUUGACAGCCCCGAACCCGAGCACCGGUACCCACAUCAACAAAUCGUCGAGUGAUCCAUCGGGCGGACUUGACGACGAUGUGCACAACAACGAGAAGGCGCUGCACGAGCCUCCCAAAUUGACAGCCUCGAACCCGAGCACCGGUACCCACAUCAACAAAUCGUCGAGUGAUCCAUCGGGCGGACUUGACGACGAUGUGCACAACAACGAGAAGGCGCUGCACGAGCCUCCCAAAUUGACAGCCUCGAACCCGAGCACCGGUACCCACAUCAACAAAUCGUCGAGUGAUCCAUCGGGCGGACUUGACGACGAUGUGCACAACAACGAGAAGGCGCAGCAAGGGCCCCCCGAGGAGAAUGAGCCCCCGAAUUCGACCGCCCAGGUCUCCUCGCUGUCCCUGACUACGGCCACUGCCUGCAGCCCCGCCAAUACCGCUCUGGAAAUUGAGGACAGUAUGGACAUGCUGCAAGACCCUCUGCUCGUCCAGGGCGCCGCCGCCCGC
Messenger RNA from Mesorhabditis spiculigera, 1095 nucleotides. Lineage: Eukaryota; Metazoa; Nematoda; Chromadorea; Rhabditida; Rhabditidae. The record is from the annotation of a GenBank genome assembly.